AUGAUGGAAACUGAAACUAUACCUGAAAUUAAUUUUUUCAAAAUUGAAUUAAUUCGAAAUUCAACAUUGGCAAUUUUAAAAAAAAUAUUUAAGAAUAGAUGGCAAAAAGAAUUUAAAAGUGAAUGGAAAAGUGAAAAUGGUGUAUCUUUAAAAAAAAUUUUAAAAAGUAAAAAAUUUGAAGAAUCAAUUGUAACAAAUAUUCAAAAUGGUAAUUUAAAUGGUUGGAAUCUUGAAAUACUUUGUUUAAUUUUAUUAAAUUUUCCAAAUAAAAGAAUUGAUGAUAAAAAUAAUGAAAUAAUAUCAACUCAAAAUAAAUUAAUUUUAAAUAUAAAUGAAAUUAAUAAUAAUUUUUUAAAGAUAAAUGAAAAUAAAAAUAUUGAAGAAACUUUUAAAAUUAAAGAAAAUGAAUAUAAAAAGAUGAAAGAAAUUUUAUUUCAAUCAAUACUUGGAUUAAUGGAAAAAGAAGAAGGUGAAUCAUUUAUAAGAUUAAUUAAAGAUAGAAUUGAUGUUGUGCCAAGUAAAGAGACGAUUGAGAGAUGUAAGAUUGGUGGUGAUAGUGAGGAGGAGGCGGAUGCUAAUAAGUUUGUGGAGAUGGGAGAGAUUGAAUUUGAAAAAUUCAAUUUUCAAAGAUCAAUCGAUUGUUAUAAUGAUGCGUUGUUGUAUAAUGGGUUCAAUGAUAUUAAGAGAUCGUUACUGCUAUCGAGACUAUCGAUGAUCAAUUUAAGAUACUAUCAACAGAUGAUGCUAGACAGUGAGUAUAGUUAUAUAUUCUAUAUAAAGAAACAGCAAUUGGAGGACUCUAAAAGGGAUGCCGUCUUGGCAUGCUCGCUCUGUCCGUUGCAGUAUCAAGGCUAUUUCAGAGGUGCUCAGAUUCUAUGCUUUUUGGGGUACUUGGAAGUGGCAAUCUCUUUCUUAAAUGCUGCACUUGCAAUUGAUGAAUGUAAUGCAGACGUAUUGGAAUUUAAAAAUCAAAUUCAGUUAAAGAUAGAUUCGCGAUGUUGGGCCGUUGAUAAAUUCACGUCAGAGAGAAAGAGGGAUUUUGAGAAAGAGGCGGAAAACUUUAUUGAGGCUCAUAAAUAUACAGAGUAUUAUAAUGGUAAAGAUUUACAAUUGGAUACCUAUACCAAGGGCAUUGAUGAAAUGUCCAAAUUGUAUCAUUUACCAAGACAGCAUUUUGUGAAUAUUGCAUGCUCAAGAGUUGCAGGUACUUAUUCAAAAAAGAAAAACUAUGAAAUGGCAAUUAAGUAUCUCAGUCAUGCUGCGGGUGGCGAUUUUGCGAUUUGCGCCUACAGAUUGGGUUCGAUAUAUGAACGUGGUCUAGGUGUGGAAAAGGAUUUAAAUUUAGCAUUGUCACUUUACUAUGAGGCAUCUUUGAAACCAUUGAAAUUUGAAAUACCAAAUGAUAUACCCGAUAUGCGAGAAGAGAAUAAACAAUUGAUGGAAAGGAAUGAAGGUGUCAAUAUGGCAUGCGUGGUGUUGGGUCAUAUAUUUUCCAAAGGUAUCGGCGCAGAGAUUGAUAUGGAUCAGGCUAUUCACUACUAUGAACGUGCAGUCAAUCAAUCCAAUUCACCAGAAGCACUAUUAUCAUUGGCUCAAAUUAGUUUCUAUGGUAUGGAUGGUAAAGAACCAAAUAAAAAGAAAGCAAUUGAAUUGGUUAAACGUGGUGCUGAUCUUGGUGAUAAAGAUUGUCAACGUGAAUACUAUCAUUUCUCUGGUACACCUCCACCAAAUAAACUCACUGGUGUCGGUAUCAAUGCUUCUUUUAAAACUUUCUUUAUUCUCAUGUUUACUUUUUUAAUUAUUUUUUCAAUUUUUUGUAAAUUUUUAAUUGAUUAUUUUAAUAAUAAAAAAUAA
Messenger RNA from Dictyostelium discoideum AX4, 1854 nucleotides. RefSeq names its product Sel1-like repeat-containing protein. The transcript has 2 exons. The coding region runs from base 1 to 1854 and encodes 617 amino acids. NCBI's taxonomy places the organism in Eukaryota, Evosea, Eumycetozoa, Dictyosteliales, Dictyosteliaceae. The record is from RefSeq and is a predicted model, not a curated record.